GCUGGUGGGGAGGUUGUGUGUAAGGCAUUCUCCUGCAGCACUGGUGAGCAAUGCAGGGUGGUGGACGGUGUCCAGAAAUGUCACCCAUUUGGAUCUGCGACCUGUUCUGCCUCUGGCCAUCCCCACUACCUCUCUUUCGACGGGGUCCCCUUUGACUUCCAAGGCACCUGCACCUACAUCCUGGCCAAGACCUGCACCGAUGCCAAUCACCUUACACCAUUCACUAUCAGCGUAGAGAAAGAAUCCUGGGGCAGCAGGAAUGUCUCCAUGGCCAAGCUGGUGUCCAUUCAGGUGUAUGGGAUCACAUUCACCCUGCUGCAGAACAUACAGGGGCUCAUCAUGGUGGAUGGGGUAUUCCACAACCUCCCGGUGAUCACGGCCAACAGGCGGCUCCAAGCAUAUCAGCAUGGUACUAACAUCCUGGUGCAAACUGACUUUGGCCUCAUUGUGAGUUACGACCUGGUUUACCAGGCCAGAGUCACCAUUCCACAGCGAUACCAGGGCCACACAUGUGGCCUGUGCGGGAACUACAGUGGACGGCAGGACAGCAAGUUCCUGCUCCCCAGUGGCAGGACAUCCUCUGAUGUGGCAGCAUUUGGCUCUGCUUGGGAAGUCCAGGUCCCAGGAGCAUCAUGUGUAGACAGAUGUGCUGGGAACAGCUGUCCAGUUUGUGAGGAGAGGAAGAAGGACGUCUUCAAACAGCGCCACUACUGCGGGUUGCUCACAGCCCUGACAGCC
This is a messenger RNA of Mauremys reevesii (Reeves's turtle), 738 nucleotides long. Its product is annotated as IgGFc-binding protein-like. Lineage: Eukaryota; Metazoa; Chordata; Testudines; Geoemydidae. The transcript has 2 exons. The annotation marks the transcript as partial. The record is from RefSeq and is a predicted model, not a curated record.